CGGGUCGGAUCCUUUGAUCUUCCACUGGUUGACACCACAUGCCGGCUUUUACUUACUAUUGCACUCUCGAGAGAGAGAGCAAAGAGAAUUUGGAAGUGGAAGUUCGUGUUUGUUCGAUGGAAUUCGUGAAGUGAGGAUCAGAAAGAAAAACCAUAGCAAAGAGAAUUUUGCCGAGAUCGCACUCAGACUGAAUCAAUCGGAGUUUUUUGGAUUUUGAAUUCUAUUUUGAAAUUGUGGGGGUUACUAGUCAAUGCUUUUGGACUCCCAACUUCAUAUUUCUUCAAUGGAAGUAUGGUAUCAGAGCGGGAAAUUGAGCAAACCCUAAACAACACAACUAGUGAUGGAAAUCAAACAGAGGAGACAGGCACCAAUUUUGGUUCCCCGCCUUCAGAAAACAUCGGAAAAUGUAUCCUCGUCAAUUUUUCCGUCGUCUGCCGCCAAAACCCUCUCGCGCACUGCCACGUGACUCCGUCGGACAUCCACGCGCUAGUCCUAUCUUCCUUAGAAAGUUUUGAACAUUCCAUCCGUGCAAACCUAUUCUUCAUCCGCAGUCUAUAUUGCUCCCCAUGCCUCGAUUCAUGUUCUGCCACGUAAUUCCGGUUGGCCACCAUCGCUUCUGCUAUCAAAUCUGUAUGCCCUACCAACCACUGAUUUUAGCUAUUAUCCCAAUACUAAGAAUCUUCAAAUUCACUCAACAUUUGAGGUUGGUGAAUCUUCGGCACAUUUCAACCCUAACGUGCAAGCUUCCUCUUCAGGAAUAACUCAACAGCAACUGGAAGGGCUUCGACAACAUAUUACAGCAAUUGGGGCUACCCUAGGGACGACAUCUAACACUUCUGUACCGAUGUAUUUUGAGAAUGUGGUAACCUUGUUUCCUACUUUAUCCUCUUCCUAGGUGAGUGAGAAUGCUAGUCCAACCACACUUGGAGCUAUUGUCCAACAGAACUUGAGCUUGGGGAGGAUGAUUAGCACUGCCCGACACAGUAGGGGUCUUUACUUGCUUGAUGAUAAUGCCUCCUCUAGUCGUAUUUCUAGGACGAGUCUUUUAUCUUCCUACUUUACCACUUCCGAAAAAGAUCUUAUGUUGUGGCAUUUCCAUUUAGGUAUAUCACCGGACCAGGAAUCAGUGGGUUCUGGGACAAAAAGGUCUAGUGUAUCAUCGGGAAGCAAGUGUAGAUACCGGAAGGAGUUUCUUAACAGAUUUUCAGACAGUGAGAUCUUCACUGCUAAACUUGAGGAUUGGUUCGAAGAAAUAUCAGAGAGUUCUAGAACCAAAAAGUCUGUUUUUGAUGUGCCAUUUGAGUUGAUUGAUUUACAGAAGUUUGACUAUGCACUAGAAGGGAUUUCAUUUCAGCAGCUGAUUCGAAUGCCCAGCCCUAUAUAUGCUUCUGCCUCUGAUGGCGUGGAAGCAACUGCUUAUCUUGCUGUUGAAGAUUUUCUUCAUGCAAGUGUGAAAGGUUUGUGGGAGGCAUUUUGGAGUCAAGAUCAGCCCAUGCCUUUUAAUGUUGGCUGCUUAUACAGGGAUAAUUUAAAAUUUUACCCGGCUGAGAAGGCAAUUGCUAGUGGGAAAAUUGAAGGUCUUUCAGCCACUGGCAUACUGCUGAAGAAUCAUCGACAUCCCCACGGGAAAUGGGACCAAAUUAUUACGCUUGCUGUACUUAGUCCUGAUAUUGGAAAUCUUGCUGUGGAUCAUGAGAGCUGCCCUUCUCUGUCUAUUUUAGGUGAGACUCUUUUUUAUGCUAUCCGAUUGCUAUUGUCAAGAAGCUUGAGCAAAUCAAACUAUUCACCAAGUUUGAGCUCUGUCUUUGUUCUUCUUGUUGAUUCACGGUAUGGAGGAGUUAUUAAAGUUGAAGGAGAUUUAAGUAGGUUGGAGUUUGACCUGAAUAAUGUGUAUGAAUGUGCUGCUGAAUGGAUAAAAGGAUAUGCUACAAUAUCAGUUUCUCCGAUUGAUAGGAUCUGGAACGAGCUUGGAAAUGCAAACUGGGGAGAUAUUGGGGCAUUGCAGUUGCUUUUUGCAAUCUUCCAUUGUAUUGUUCAAUUUGCAGGAGUUCCCAGGCACUCGAUUGAAGAUCUAGCUGCGGAUCAUAGUUCUCGUUUGCAAACUAGAAGAGUGGAGAGGCAGUUGGGAGAUGUCAGAGUGAAUGGAAAUGGCUUGUUUAGGUUUCAACAACAAAGUGUUUCCCCUGAAAUUGUUGAAGUUCAAGAAGAUUCGAUCAAAGUUAAGUCCGAAGAGAUAGUAAAGUUAGAAGUAGGAUCCGUGCUGUGGUUGGAGGAUUCAAACUGGCAAAAGGGUUAUCAGAUUAAUGAACUCCUGACUUCUGGGGAGCUUCAAUUUUAUAUAGCUUCUCCUAUCGAAGAACCUGGAAAGAGUCUGUUUCUUUAUGUUGGAUCUCGAAUUUCUCAGCUAGAAGCAUGGGAAGAUAUGAACUUGUGGUAUCAAGUGCAGAGGCAGACCAGGGUGCUAACUGUAAUGAAACAGAAAGGUCUAUCUAGUAAGUACCUACCUCAGUUAAGUGCAUCUGGGAGGAUUAUUCAUCCUGGUCAGUGUCGUAGACCUAGCUCAGGUGGCAACUGUGACCACCCUUGGUGUGGCACACCCAUUCUUGUUACCAGCCCAGUUGGUGAAACGGUAGCUGACAUGGUUAAUGGAGGUAGAUUCAAUUCAGAAGAAACAUUAAAGUGCUGCCAUGACUGCUUGUCUGCACUCUCAACUGCAGCUUCAGCUGGAAUUCGUCAUGGUGACAUCAGGCCGGAGAACGUGGUUUGUGUGAGAUCUGGUGUAAGAUGGCCUUAUUUUGUUCUUAUUGGCUGGGGACAUGCAAUUCUUGAAGACAGGGACCGUCCUGCUUUGAAUCUUCACUUCUCGUCCACUUUUGCACUACAAGAGGGGAAACUCUGCUCGGCCUCAGAUGCAGAAAGCCUAGUUUAUAUGCUCUAUUAUGCCACUGGUGGCACUUUUCCUGAUUUGGAUUCUGUUGAGGGGGCACUAUUGUGGAGAGAGACCUCUUGGUCUAGGAGAUUAAUCCAGCAGAAGCUUGGUGAUAUGUCUACGGUUCUAAAAGCAUUUGCCGACUAUGUCGAUAGUCUAUGUGGAACACCAUAUCCAAUGGACUACAACAUCUGGUUAAGAAGGUUGAAGAGAAAUAUUCACGAUGAAGACCCAGGGAAGGAAAUUGAUACGUCAGGCUAGGUCUCUUUUGUUAGCUGUGUUGUAUAAAAUGGCUACUCUAUCUCCUGACAUCAUAUCUUCCCAACUGUGAUUGCAUAUUUUUGGUUGGUGAAGACUGGAUGCUGCAGGUUAGUUGAUGGCUUAAUUACAUUCACAAGGUUCAAAAUUUUGGACUCAAUGCUGGCUACUACGAAGGAAUGUUCCCAUCAGCUAGCCAUUUCUUGUUCGUUUUCGAGUCUGGGCCCUCUUCAGAUGUUUUCUUUUAGUAUGUUGAAUGGAUUAACAUCUUAGCAUAGUUACAGUAUGCCAAUUGACUGGAAUAUAUAUUGGACAGAUACACCUAACAAGGUUGCACUGCUCUUAACCUCCAUUAGCGUUGGUCAAGCAGAGACAAGUGCAGCGACGACAAUAUCGACACUGAUUUAUAACUACGUGGACCAAGGUAGGUGCCAAAAUGUUUCUGGACAGUUGUUUAGGUAAAGUAGAAUUUAGUAUUGAAUUUGGUGUGAAGGAGUACAUUUGUAUAUGUGUCUUUGGCUGUUACUUGGGAUUUGUGAUUAAGUUGAUUAAAGGGUAUUUAUUUGGUAAUUUGGGUCAGUGUCCUUGAAAUAGCAAGAAUUGAGGAAAAAAAGAGUUGGAGGUCUAUGUUGUUGAAGUGUAUAACAUUCGAAAGAAACUUGUAAUUUCUGUAAGGAUAAAAGCUUAUUUGGAUUCCUCAUUCUA
Cucumis melo (muskmelon) is the source of this 3892-nucleotide messenger RNA. RefSeq lists its product as uncharacterized. Bases 962 to 3190 code for a protein of 742 amino acids. The record is from RefSeq and is a predicted model, not a curated record. NCBI's taxonomy places the organism in Eukaryota, Viridiplantae, Streptophyta, Magnoliopsida, Cucurbitales, Cucurbitaceae. The transcript has 4 exons.